Molecule: messenger RNA, 1399 nt
Organism: Manis javanica (Malayan pangolin)
Lineage: Eukaryota; Metazoa; Chordata; Mammalia; Pholidota; Manidae
Product: CMRF35-like molecule 8
Cellular component (GO): plasma membrane
Molecular function (GO): transmembrane signaling receptor activity
Source: RefSeq, a predicted model, not a curated record
ACCUUGGAGGCUUGACCCUCCUCCCCGGGGCCUGGAUCUCCCAUCCAGCAGGCGGGGCUGCGGGCAGGUGAGCGGCAGAGAUGCCCCGGCAGGCCCGUGCAUGGCUGCCUCCCGCUCUGCUGCUUCUCUGGACCCCAGGCUGUUGGUCUCUGAGCGGCCCCAAGUCCGUGAUGGGCACUGUCGGGGGAUCCCUGAGUGUGCAGUGUCAGUAUGCGGAGAACUUCGCAAAAAAUAACAAAUACUGGUGCAGGAACUCAUGCUUGUCACCGUGGAAGAUUGUGGAGACCACAGGGUCAGAGAGAGCAGGGCGGAAAGGCCGCGUAUCCAUCAGGGACCAUCCUGCAAACCUCACCUUCACAGUGACCAUGGAAAGCCUCACGGAGGGGGAUGCAGGCACCUACUGGUGUGGGAUCGAUACACCAUGGCUUGACAGAUUUGUGCGAGACCCAACCUUCCAGGUUGUGGUGUCUGUGAUCCCAGCAGCAACGACAGCCCCGCCCAUGGGUGUCCCCAGCAAGGCCACGAGCCCGACAACCACAACAGCACUUACAGUUAUGUCAUCCCCUGCCCCCGAUGGAGGGAAUGUCACCCACCAUGCAAGCAACCGGAAGGAAUUCCAGCAGAAGCAGGGCCUCAGCCUCCAAGUGCUACUCCCCUUGUCAGCGAUCCUGCUGCUCCUGCUGGGGGGAAGCACGCUGCUGGCCUGGAGGAUGGUUCAGAGACGCGCCAAAGGUGAGAAUCAGCAGCCUCCCCAGAACUCCAGUCAGGCUGCCAAGCACACUGAGCCAUGCUAUGCAAAUCUGGAGCUGCAGAUGAGGUCCCUGGGGGCACAGCCCAUGCAACCGAUGCAGCCAGAGGUGGAAUACAGCAUAGUGAGGGCCCCCAGGGAAGAACUUCACUACACCUCAGUGGCAUUUGACUUUCAGAGUCAGGAUUCCAAGGCCAGCAGGAUUCGCUCCCAGAAGGCCCCAGCACUGGAGCCCGAGUACAGUGUGAUUAAGAAGACCUCUGUGUGUGGAGGGCAGGAGCUCAGUCCUAUUUGGCUCCCGGAAAAGAACGUGACUCACGUAGGAUGGUACCUACGAAUCGCUGUGUAAAUCACAGCCCCGUGGAAAAGUCCAGGAUUGCUGGGAAAGUAGGGAGAACCGGCAGAGAGCCAGAAAGAUGCAAAGGCACCAAGACUGGUCUCCUUUAAGCCACAGACAAGGCAGCUGAAGCCCAGAGGAAGCAAAGGCUUGCCCGUGGCUCCAGAACCAGAGGCACAUUCCUUUGGACUUCUUUUAAUAUGACAGAUAUCAAUGGAGUUUAAAAUAUCUUAAGACAGGAGAAAAAAAGUUAUUUAAACAAUGCCUGCUAUGUGUCUACAAUUCUCUAUUAAAGAAAAUUGCUUCCUUUCAAA